Molecule: messenger RNA, 4003 nt
Organism: Piliocolobus tephrosceles (Ugandan red Colobus)
Lineage: Eukaryota; Metazoa; Chordata; Mammalia; Primates; Cercopithecidae
Gene: UBXN4
Product: UBX domain protein 4
Exons: 13
Coding region: 330-1856 (508 amino acids)
Biological process (GO): ERAD pathway
Cellular component (GO): endoplasmic reticulum
Molecular function (GO): protein binding
Source: RefSeq, a predicted model, not a curated record
UCAUCCUUCCCACCGCCUUCCUCCACUUCCUGGACUGCGCGGCCGGAGGCCUAGCGGGCACGCGCACGCACUACUUACUCGCCAAAGAGAGAAGGCCCUGGGGCACGAACAGCGACGGGUUGCGUCAUGUGACGUGGGGUGUUCUCGCGUGCGCUAGCGCGCGUCACCGGGUGGCGCUGACGGGCCUGCGCGCUUGUGCUGAGCCGGAGGUGGGGGCCGCACCAGCCGAGGUUGCGGGGGCCGCAGAGCCGGACGAAGACGGAGGGCGGAGCCGGUUCCGGGACUGCGGAGACUACACACCGAGCGAGCGGCUGGGCCCGAAGGGAGCGAUGCUGUGGUUCCAGGGCGCCAUUCCGGCCGCCAUCGCGACGGCCAAAAGGAGCGGCGCGGUCUUCGUGGUGUUCGUGGCAGGUGAUGAUGAACAGUCUACACGGAUGGCUGCAAGUUGGGAAGAUGAUAAAGUUACAGAAGCAUCUUCAAACAGUUUUGUUGCUAUUAAAAUCGAUACCAAAAGUGAAGCCUGCCUACAGUUUUCACAAAUCUAUCCUGUAGUGUGUGUUCCAUCCAGUUUCUUUAUUGGAGACAGUGGAAUUCCCUUGGAAGUAAUAGCAGGAAGUAUUUCUGCAGAUGAACUUGUUACAAGAAUUCACAAAGUCCGACAGAUGCAUUCGCUAAAAAGUGAAGCAUCAGUAGCAAAUGGCAGUCAGUCAGAAAGUUCAGUGUCUACUCCAUCUGCCUCAUUUGAACCUAACAACACUUGUGAGAACUCUGAGUCCAGAAAUGCAGAGCUUUGUGAGAUACUACCCACUUCUGAUGCAAAGUCAGAUACUGCAACAGGAGGAGAAAGUGCAGGCCAUGCCACUUCCUCUCAGGAGCCUAGUGGAUGCUCAGAUCGGAGACCGGCAGAGGACCUCAGCAUCAGAGUGGAAAGACUAACAAAAAAACUUGAAGAAAGGAGAGAAGAGAAAAGAAAAGAGGAAGAACAGAGAGAGAUUAAGAAGGAAAUUGAGAGGAGAAAAACUGGAAAAGAAAUGUUGGAUUAUAAAAGAAAACAAGAAGAAGAAUUAACAAAAAGAAUGUUGGAGGAAAGAAACAGAGAAAAGGCAGAAGAUAGGGCAGCUCGAGAACGUAUAAAACAGCAGAUUGCAUUGGACCGUGCAGAGAGAGCUGCUCGUUUUGCAAAGACAAAGGAAGAAGUAGAGGCUGCCAAAGCUGCUGCCUUGCUAGCCAAACAGGCAGAAAUGGAAGUCAAGAGGGAAUCUUACGCAAGAGAAAGAAGCACUGUUGCAAGAAUUCAAUUCCGUCUUCCUGAUGGUUCUUCCUUUACAAAUCAGUUCCCUUCUGAUGCUCCUCUAGAAGAGGCAAGGCAGUUUGCUGCACAGACUGUUGGCAACACUUACGGUAAUUUUUCGUUAGCAACCAUGUUUCCCAGGAGGGAAUUUACCAAAGAAGAUUAUAAAAAGAAGUUACUGGAUUUGGAACUUGCCCCAAGCGCUUCGGUGGUACUAUUGCCAGCAGGAAGACCAACUGCAUCCAUGGUACACUCUUCCAGCGGAGACAUUUGGACCUUGUUGGGAACAGUACUUUAUCCAUUCCUUGCCAUCUGGAGAUUAAUUAGCAAUUUCUUGUUUAGCAGUCCACCUCCCACACAGACUUCAGUGAGAGUAACAUCGUCAGAGCCCCCAAAUCCUGCAUCAUCUAGCAAAUCAGAAAAGAGGGAACCAGUGAGAAAAAGAGUGCUGGAAAAACGUGGAGAUGACUUUAAAAAGGAGGGGAAAAUAUACAGAUUAAGGACUCAAGAUGAUGGUGAAGAUGAAAACAACACUUGGAAUGGAAAUUCCACUCAACAGAUGUAGUGUGACAAGUAUAAUAUGUGCAAUAAUCAUUGUUUCUCUUAUGAUUUAAUUCAACUAAAAUUCUACUGGAGAAGUGGGACUGCUUUAUCUUUUCCAAUUGGUCUAUAAAAUGUCUCUCUAUUCCUGCUUAGUGGGUGUGGGUUGAAGGUGUUGGUAACUCAGAAAAGUAAAGACAGGAAAUAACUGUCUGCUAGGUCCUUGCUUAUACAGCAACCACUGGCUAGAAGCCUAAAAGAACCAAAAAGUCUGCCGCAGCCUGCCUCCAUCAGCUUCUUACUUAGUAUUUCAUAUGCCCGUUAGCCCUGUGCUGUCAGAUAACAUGUUUUGUUUAGAGCUACUUUGCGCCAAGACUCUUAAGCCCAAAGGAACUGGUAUGUCAGUGAGUAAUCUGACUCUGUGUCAGAGCAUUUUAACUAGCCAAUCAGAUGAGAAUUUAUGUUUAACUUCUCUUUUUGCUCAUCAGCUGCAAGCAAAAUCUUAUAGUUUUUGAUCUUUCUUAAACACUGAAUAAAAAAACUUUCCCAAAAAUUGGAAUGAUCUUAUUUUUGCUUUGAGUUUUGUUAUCUAGCAUCUUUUUGUUGCACAGGGCUCUCUGUUGAGGUCCUAUGUCUCUGUUUUGUUUUUUCCCCAGUAUUGCCCUGGAGCUGUCUCGGGAAAGUAGCUGGCCACGUUACCUUAAAUAUCACUGAAGAAAUUUUCUGACACACACAAACUGCUGCCAUGUGACUUGUCUCCUAAGUCAGUGAGGCAUCACUUUGUUUGCAUAAAGUUGAUGCAAAACAGCUGCUAGUCUGCAACCUAGCUUUCCCUCUCACCUUUAAUUGAAGUUUUGUCCUCAGUAAUUACAAGGACCUAGAGUACCUAUGGGACAAGAAGUAUAGACUAAAGAUAUGCCUUUAGUCAUUUGGUUUUUCUUAAGUUGAGAUUCUUAUCUGACUUACAUGUUACUUUAUCCAUAUGUCUUUAUUAGUGGAGACCACUGAACUAAUGAUGUUUGAAAACGGUUCCUCUGUUUUAGAUUGGAAAAUAGCACUCUUGAGUGGACAUAUGGAAAGACUGUGACUUUAUUUUGUAAUGAGAGGAAGAAAUUUUCUCAGAGCAAACUUUCUGUUUUACCUGUGAAAUAACAGCAACUUUUAAAAAUGGUGACAGUGUUGGCAAGGAAACAGCAACACAGGCUACGCUGUUGGUGGAGUGAAAACCGGUAUAAUUCUGAAAAACAUUUAUCAGAAACUUAAAAUAUUUCAUACUGUUUGAUCCAGUAGCUUUUUCUAAAUCAUAAAUGCAGACAACGUUUAGGUAUAGACAUAUUCAUUAAGUGUUAUUUAUUUUACUCAAGAACUGGAAACCAACUAAAUGCCUUCUAUAGAAAGUAAUUUUUGAUGAAGAGAGAUGGUACAAUACUAAUUAACAACUUGGUUUAAUAUGUUUACUGAGCAUCUGUUAAGUGUUGGGCAAAAGAAGCAGGAUCCAGAGCUAUAGGUACAGUGUGAUCUCAGCUUUGCAAACACAUUUUCUACAUAGAUAGUACUAGGUAUUAAUAUAUAUGUAAAGAAAGAAAACACACCAAAAUAUUAAUAAUGGUAAGAUUGGUUUAUGUGAUCUUAGUGGUAUUUUUGGCACCCUUAUAUGUUUUCCAAAUUUUCAGCAGUGAUAUUAUUUCCGUAACUUAAAAAGUGAGUUUGAAAAAGAAAAUCUCCAGCAAGCAUCCCAUUUAAAUAAAGGUUUGUCAUCUUUAAAAAUACAGCAAUAUGUGACUUUUUUAAAAAGCUGUCAAAUAGAUGUGACUCUACUAAUAAUUAUUAGAAAUACAUUUGGAAAAACAUGGAGUACCUCAAGUCAGUUUGCCUUGAAAAAUAUCAAAUAUAACUCUUAGAGAAAUGUACAUAAAAGAAUGCUUCGUAAUUUUGGAGUAGGAGAAUCCCUCCUCAAUUUUGUAUUUUAAAAAAGUACAUGGUAAAAAAAAAAUCACAACAGUAUAUAAGGCUGUAAAAUGAGAAUUCCUCCUCACCUCUUUACCCCAGUACUAUUCUCCAGAGGUAAUCUAUUAACAGUUUCUUAUGUAAUUUUCAGAAAAUUUGUAUGCGAAUAUAAGCAAAUAUGUAAUCUUUAUUUUUUAAAUAAAUGGGAUCAUAUUAUAUAUUCUA